GCUACAGCCCUCCCCACCCCGUCAAUGGGCGCAGUUAUAAACCCCGCUCCCGGCUACAAGCGCACAGUCCCGACCAGCUCAACACACCCGGCACAGCGCAGGCAACACAGCAACUCAGCGGGCGGUCAUUUACCUGCAGCGAUGAACAGCGGGAUCUGCGUGUGCGUGCUUCUGGCCGUGCUGUCCUCUGGCGGCCUGGCGCGGCCGGACGGCGGCACCGAGAGGGACGGGGAGCGGCCGCACGGACCCCUGCACCAGCGGCCCCUGAGAGAAGCACCUUACUACGGCCACCUGAAGCCCAAGCUGAACAGCGAGCAGGGACCCGGCCUAGUGGCCUUGCUGACCACCUACCUGCACAAAGACAGCACUGGAUCGCGGGCUGGGACAGUCCGCAGCGUGGAUGCCUCCCACAGGAUCACCAACAGGGACUACAUGGGGUGGAUGGACUUCGGGCGGCGCGGCGCGGAGGAUUACGAUUACCCCUCAUAAGAGGCAGCCGCCAUCCAUCACUCAUCCCCGGCCCUGUACAGAAGCUUCAGCCCGUCUGCUCAAAGCUCUCCUUCCGCACACCCUUCACUGUUGUACCUGACUGUGCAGUCGUGCAUCUGUUUGUAAUAGUGUAAGAUGUAACACGCACACACGAGAACCACACGCACACGCACACACGUCACGGAAAGACAAACACAGACACACAUCCACAUGCACCACACGCGCCACAUGUGAACACACAACACACACACUUACAUAGACACACCUGCACACACGCACAUAGAGACAUAUGCCCUCUCAUGCAGAUACACACACUCACACACACUCUCUCACUCAUACACUCUCACACACACUCACACACUCUCUCAC
Messenger RNA from Amblyraja radiata (thorny skate), 858 nucleotides. It is a transcript of the gene ccka, whose product is annotated as cholecystokinin a. Gene Ontology annotation, molecular function: neuropeptide hormone activity. The record is from RefSeq and is a predicted model, not a curated record. Bases 25 to 489 code for a protein of 154 amino acids. Gene Ontology annotation, cellular component: extracellular region; axon. Gene Ontology annotation, biological process: digestion. The transcript is spliced from 4 exons. NCBI's taxonomy places the organism in Eukaryota, Metazoa, Chordata, Chondrichthyes, Rajiformes, Rajidae.